Molecule: messenger RNA, 720 nt
Organism: Belonocnema kinseyi
Lineage: Eukaryota; Metazoa; Arthropoda; Insecta; Hymenoptera; Cynipidae
Product: ejaculatory bulb-specific protein 3-like
Exons: 4
Coding region: 296-586 (96 amino acids)
Source: RefSeq, a predicted model, not a curated record
AAUUCAAAAUGUCAAAACCAAAAAACUGGGAACUAAAUCCGGCAUCAAAAUGUUUAUCAUUCCAGUAAUUAGCCGCGGUAAAUUAAAAAAAGGAAUCACUAUAAAAAAAUUAAAAAGAGAAGCUAAAAUUCAAGUAAAAAACUGAAUCAUGGGUGUCUGUAAAAGAAAGGCACUUGGCACCCGCUUAUAUGCCUGGAAAGGAUGGAACUUUUUUUCCAUCCUUGGAAUUUUUGCUCUUAGUGUCUUAUAUUAUCUAAAUGAGAAAAAAUAAAGAAAAACGAAAUCCAUUAGGCUGAUGAGAGAUGAUAAAUACAUUUUUGCGACUCAAGAUGUCACCAAAAUGCUUCAGAAUAGAACACUUGUACAGAGGCAAAUUAAUUGUGCUUUGGAUCGCGUACCCUGCGAUGCUCUUGGGAAUCAAAUAAAAGGUCUAAUAAUGGAAACUAUUGCCAAUAGUUGUCGACGAUGCAGCCAAAAGCAUGUGAAAAUGUCAAAACAAGUUAUCGAAUUUAUGCAAGACAACUAUCCUAAGGAAUUUAGAGAAAUUAUUCAGCACACAAUUAACAAAUUGAAUCAACAAGGUUGAACUCACUGAAAAUCAAUUAAAUAAUUAAUUAUUUCAAUUGACGACAGUAUUUUAUAUGAAUUAAACAAUAAUAAGAGAUAUAAUACUGUUUUGUAGAAAUAAGUACGGGUUGUCAAACAAUUCGCACAAUGAAU